Arabidopsis arenosa is the source of this 957-nucleotide messenger RNA. NCBI's taxonomy places the organism in Eukaryota, Viridiplantae, Streptophyta, Magnoliopsida, Brassicales, Brassicaceae. The record is from the annotation of a GenBank genome assembly.
CAUCAUCAUCUCCGAUCUAAACAACAAUGGCGACACCAGGAGCUUCCUCAGCAAGAGAAGAAUUCGUAUACAUGGCGAAACUAGCUGAACAAGCAGAGCGUUACGAAGAAAUGGUUGAAUUCAUGGAAAAAGUCGCAAAAGCUGUUGACAAAGACGAACUCACCGUCGAAGAACGUAAUCUCCUCUCCGUCGCUUACAAAAACGUCAUCGGAGCUCGUCGUGCUUCAUGGAGAAUCAUCUCAUCGAUCGAACAAAAGGAAGAGUCUCGUGGUAACGAUGACCACGUUUCGUUGAUCCGUGACUACAGAAGCAAAAUCGAAACGGAGCUUUCUGAUAUCUGUGACGGAAUCCUUAAGCUUCUCGAUACGAUUCUCGUUCCUGCUGCUGCUUCUGGAGAUUCGAAGGUGUUUUACUUGAAGAUGAAAGGUGAUUAUCAUAGAUACUUGGCUGAGUUUAAAUCUGGUCAAGAGAGGAAAGAUGCUGCUGAACAUACACUCACUGCUUACAAAGCUGCUCAGGAUAUUGCUAAUUCUGAAUUGGCUCCAACGCAUCCGAUUCGUCUUGGUUUAGCGUUGAACUUCUCUGUGUUUUACUAUGAGAUUCUCAAUUCUCCAGAUCGUGCUUGUAAUCUCGCUAAGCAGGCGUUUGAUGAAGCAAUUGCUGAAUUGGAUACUCUUGGUGAAGAGUCAUACAAGGACAGUACUUUGAUUAUGCAGCUUCUUCGUGAUAACCUCACUCUCUGGACUUCUGAUAUGCAGGACGAUGCUGCUGAUGACAUCAAAGAAGCAGCCCCAGCAGCACCAAAACCUGCUGAAGAACAAUCCUAAGUCUUGCGGCGAAUUUGUUGUUUCAGUAUCUAAAACCUCUCCAUUAAUAUGUUUUUCUCUUGGAGGAGUUUCUGUGUUGGUUUCUGAUUUCCUUUUAUCCCGAAGCUCUCCGAGGCAGUCUAAUUCUUGU